GAGAAGCUUGUCAAAUGUGUACAUGAGUUUUGUGGUGACGAAGUCGGAUGUGUUUAGCAUUUUAGAAAAAUUGUUAUUUAAGUAGAAAAUAUCAAUGGAUUCCCAAAAAUAUACUCUCUCAUCACUAAAGCAAGAUAUUGUGGAUAACAAUUUGCAUGUAAAGGCAAUAAUUCAGGAUAUUCUGGCAUUUAGAGGCUCCUUGGCGGAUCUCGAGAACCUAAAUGAAGCUGGGAGAGCUAAAAUAUCUGCCCUGAGAAAGUGCAUAGAGAGAUUGGAUGAUUGGGCUCGCGAUGAGGGAGAUCCAGAAGUGGCCAAAGAUGUAGACUCACACAGACAACAAUUGACAAGGACUCUACAAGCCUUCAGAAAGGCUAAUGUAUCAACAAUGUUAGAGAUUGAGAAGGCUGACAAGCAGGAACUCCUGACACCUUCCGGAGACAGUGAAUUGCGUCAGAGACCAACGAGACUCAAUCGCUCAAGUCUGAUCUCACAACAAGAGAGUGUCACGGACAAGAUGCUCUCAAUCUCCAGGCACUUGUCCGAGACAACACAGAAGAGUGCAGCAACUCUGGACACCCUGAUUGCAUCCUCUUCGAGCGUGGAGGGCACCAGAGAUGAACUGCUAAAUACUGGAGGCACUAUCACGCAAUCCGGGAAACUGCUCAACAAGUACGGUCGUCGAGAGUGGACAGACAAGAUAAUCCUUCUGUUUGCCUUCAUCUUCUUCCUGGCGUGCGUCUUUUACAUCGUCCAGAAGCGACUCUUCUAAGCUUCAGCCAUUCCCUUUAUCUUCGUUCUCUCACCUGGUGGUCACCCUCCAUGUCCUCUCCGACACCCAAGAGCCAGGCAUUUUGGCCAGAUCCAAUGUCACGGCGCUCUCUCAAAUGAUUUAAUUCUGGGUUAAUUGAGAUCACCAUUGCAGUCCAUGCACUGGAAAUGUAAGAAUACAAUCUGUUGAAAAUUGUAGGAUUUCCAACAUUCUCUAUUGUGAUUUAUUGAAGGAUUUUUUUCUUAAUUAAUAAACAUUUUAAAUUAUUAUUCAAAA
Molecule: messenger RNA, 1045 nt
Organism: Phlebotomus papatasi
Lineage: Eukaryota; Metazoa; Arthropoda; Insecta; Diptera; Psychodidae
Gene: Sec20
Product: vesicle transport protein SEC20
Exons: 3
Coding region: 95-769 (224 amino acids)
Biological process (GO): retrograde vesicle-mediated transport, Golgi to endoplasmic reticulum
Cellular component (GO): endoplasmic reticulum; SNARE complex
Molecular function (GO): SNAP receptor activity
Source: RefSeq, a predicted model, not a curated record